AUGCCCACCAACGCCCCGUUCAUCGUGUUCACGAGCCCAGAUCCUUCCUCCGAUGACGCGAAGCCAGAAGACCCUGUAGCUUUGCAGCUCCGCACGCUAUACUGCGACGAGAUCAGCGGCCACACCCAACGUCUCAAGGCCAUCGAAGAUCUAGCCAAAGGUCUGGGACUGUCGUUGGAAGACCUUCAUGGGGUAAGCUUCCCUAUCCACGCUAUGUCGCUACCGUUGGCUAACGUUCACGCGUAG
This is a messenger RNA of Alternaria novae-zelandiae, 246 nucleotides long. RefSeq lists its product as uncharacterized. The transcript has 2 exons. The record is from RefSeq and is a predicted model, not a curated record. NCBI's taxonomy places the organism in Eukaryota, Fungi, Ascomycota, Dothideomycetes, Pleosporales, Pleosporaceae. The coding region runs from base 1 to 246 and encodes 81 amino acids.